Messenger RNA from Prorocentrum cordatum, 1188 nucleotides. NCBI's taxonomy places the organism in Eukaryota, Dinophyceae, Prorocentrales, Prorocentraceae. The record is from the annotation of a GenBank genome assembly.
GGCCCGAGUGGCACUGCCCGGGCCAUUGGCCGCCGCGGGCGGCCGCGCGGCGCGGGAGAGGCAGGGGCGGAGGGCGGCGCGGCGCCCCGUGGCCCUGCGGGCGGUGCGGCGACCCUGCCACGGCGGCGAGCACCUGUCCAAGGAGAGCGGAAGGCCGAGCUGGUGGAGAUCGUGUCGCAGAUCUGCACGCCCGGCAAGGGCAUCACCGCCACGGACGAGGGCCCGGGCACCAUCGGCAUCCGCUUCGAGGCGGUGGGCGUGGAGAACACGGAGGAGCACAGGCGCCAGUACAGGCAGAUGCUGUACAAGACGCCGGGGAUCAACGAGCACCUGAGCGCGGCGAUCCUGGACCCAGAAACCAUCUACCAGAAGGACGACGACGGCAAGUUGUUCCCCCAGGUGCUUUCCGACCUGGGGAUCGUCCCGGGCGUCAAGCCCCACCUGAAGGUGUACCAGCUCCCCGGCACUGGCGGCGAUACCGUAAUGCAGGGACUCGACUCACUGGCCGCGCGUUGCGCUGAAUACAAGAAGGCGGGCUGCAAGUUCGCGAAGUGGAGGAGCCCGUUGGCGAUCACGGAGGACGGGUGCCCGACGGACCUGGCGAUCAGGGCCAACAUGGAGGACCUCGCCCGGUACGCUCUGAUCUGCCAGGACGAGGGUAUCGUGCCCAUCGUGGAGCCCGACAUCGUGAUGAAGGGCACGCACACGCUCAAGACCGCGGUCGAGGUGAACACUCAGGUGCAGUCCGCCCUCUACAAGGCGAUGCUGGACCACGGCGUCUUCAUGGAAGGCUGCGUCAUGAAGACGAACCUCGUCAACCCAGGCCUGGACUGCCCCCAGUCCUACACCGUUGAGGAGAUCGCGGACGCAAACCUGACGGUGCUCCGCAGGGUGAUGCCGAUGGCGGUUCCCGGGGUGAACUACCUCAGCGGAGGCCAGAGCCUCGAGGACGCGGCCGCGCGCCUGGACGCCAUGAACAAGAUGAAAACGAACGAGCCCUGGAACCUUAGCUUCUCUUGGAGCUGGGCGCUGCAGGCUCCCCUCUUCAAGCUAUGCGAGGGCAAGGGCGGCAAGAUGCCCCUCGACGACAUGGGCGCGCUGUACCUCAAAGAGCUCGGCACGGCCAGUGCCGCGGCCCUGGGCAAGCAUCAGCCAGCGCCGGGCGAUGGCGCGCACACAGCGAAGUAG